AUGCCUCGAAAAGCGAUCGACUCGCGUAUUCCGGCGCUCAUCCAGAAUGGCAUCCAGGAGAAGAAACGCAGCUUCUUUGUCGUUGUGGGUGACCGUGCCAAGGACAUCAUCGUCAAUCUCCAUCAUAUCAAGUCGCAAUUCGAUGUCAAACAGCAGAACAAGUCCGUCUUGUGGGCCUACAAGAAAGAUCUUCUGGGCUUCACCAGUCAUCGGAAGAAGCGAGAGGCAAAGAUCAAGAGAGAGGUGAAGCAGGGUAUUCGGGAGGUGAAUGAUCAGGAUCCUUUCGAACUGUUCGUCACUAUCAACCAGAUUCGCUAUGUGUACUACAAGGAAACCGAGAAAAUUCUCGGAAACACCUACAGCAUGUGUAUCCUCCAGGACUUUGAAGCCAUUACACCCAACUUACUCGCACGGACCAUCGAAACUGUCGAAGGAGGUGGUAUGGUGGUGCUCUUGCUCAAGGGCAUGAGCAGUCUGAAACAACUGUACACAUUGUCCAUGGAUAUUCACUCGAGAUACAGGACGGAAGCGCAUGACGAUGUGGUUGCUCGAUUCAACGAACGUUUCAUCCUAUCCCUCGGUAGCUGCGACUCCUGCUUGGUCAUUGACGACGAGAUGAACGUCUUGCCAAUUUCUGGUGGAAAGAACGUGAAGCCACUCCCGAAACUCGAGACGACUGAUGAGAGCAAUACCGGCACGCGGAAGGAGCUGAACAAAAUCAAGGAUGACCUGGCAGAGAAUCAGAUCGUCGGACCGUUGAUUAGUCUUGCCCGGACGGUCGACCAAGCCAAGGCACUUCUUACUUUUGUUGACGCGAUUGAUGAAAAAACGCUCCGGAGUACUGUCACGCUCACGGCUGGAAGAGGUCGUGGAAAGUCAGCAGCCCUAGGUGUCGCUAUUGCGACCGCAAUUGCCCAUGGCUACAGCAACAUCUUCAUCACCUCUCCCAGCCCCGAGAACUUGAAGACCCUAUUCGAGUUUGUCUUCAAGGGAUUCGACGCCCUCGGCUAUCAGGACCACACCGACUACACCAUUCUCCAGUCCACCAACCCUGAUUUCAACAAGGCUAUUGUCCGAGUCAACGUUCAUCGUCAGCACCGCCAAACAAUCCAGUACAUCCAACCUCAAGAUGCGCACGUGCUAGGACAAGCGGAACUUCUUGUCAUCGAUGAAGCUGCCGCCAUCCCCCUACCCCUGGUCCGCAAGUUGAUGGGCCCAUACCUCGUUUUCAUGGCUUCGACAAUCAACGGUUAUGAAGGAACCGGCAGGUCCCUAUCCCUGAAGCUGAUCCAACAGCUCCGCGAACAAUCAAGAGGCGGCGUAAAGGUUCUGGGCCAGGAUGACACUGAUGUUGCUGAUCGCAAAACUGGUAAAAUUUCCAAGGAUUCGGAUAGGGGCUUGGGUGGCCGGUCCCUAAGGGAAAUCACUCUCGCGGAGCCGAUUCGAUAUGCCCCCGGCGACGCGGUAGAGAAAUGGCUGAACAAGGUAUUGUGUCUGGACGCCACUCUGCCCAAGUCCAAGAUGAACACACAAGGCUGCCCACACCCAUCACAAUGCCAGCUACUUCAAGUCAACCGUGACACCCUGUUCUCCUUCCACCCUGUCUCCGAAAAGUUCCUGCAACAGAUGAUGGCACUCUAUGUCGCCAGUCACUACAAAAACACCCCGAACGACCUCCAGUUGAUGAGUGACGCCCCGGCACAUCAGUUGUUCGUCCUUGUGCCACCGAUUGACGAGAAUGCGGCAAAGCUACCGGAGCCGCUGUGCGUGAUACAGGUUGCCCUGGAAGGUCGCAUCAGCCGACAGAGUGUUCUUAACAGCUUGAGCCGUGGGCAGCGUGCAGGAGGUGACCUGAUCCCAUGGCUCGUCAGUCAACAAUUCCAGGAUGAAGACUUUGCCGGUCUUUCUGGAGCUAGAGUUGUCCGUAUCGCCACAAACCCAGAAUAUCUGAGCAUGGGUUACGGAUCUCGCGCUCUGGAGCUCCUGGUGGACUUCUUCGAGGGUAAAUUCACGGAUCUGUCAGAGAACCUACCAGGCGCCCAAGAGGAAAUGGUCAGGGUCACCGAUGAGGAACUAGCCAACUCCAACCUCCUCGACGACAACAUCCAAGUCCGUGAUAUUCGGUCCAUGCCGCCACUCUUCGGCAAGCUCUCAGAACGGCGACCGGAUGAACUCGACUACCUCGGUGUCAGCUACGGCCUCACACCAUCUCUGCACAAAUUCUGGAAGCGCGCCUCCUUCUCGCCCGUCUACCUGCGCCAGACACCCAACGAUCUUACCGGCGAACAUUCGUGCGUGAUGCUCCGCACAUUAGCCACAGGCUCCAACGACGCGAGCUGGCUCGGUGCCUUCUCCCGCGAUUUCCACCGCCGCUUCGUCUCCCUCCUCUCCUACCAAUUCCGAGCCUUCCCGACCAUCCUAUCCCUCAGUAUCGGCGAAUCCGCAACAGCAGGCGCAAAACUUGACCCCUCCCUCACACCACCCCCUCUCCGCAAAUCCGACCUCGACGCAGCCUUCUCCCCCUUUGACCUCAAACGCCUCGACAGCUACGCAAACAACCUCCUUGAUUACCAUGUCAUCCUCGAUCUCGUUCCCACCAUCGCAACCUGGUACUUCUCCGGCCGUAUAAGCGGCAGCGUCACCCUCUCUGGUGUACAGCAGUCUAUCCUGCUCGCCAUCGGUCUCCAGCGCAAGACAUUUGACGAUCUAGAGAAAGAACACACCACCGUCCAGUCCUCCCAACUGCUCGCCAUGUUCCUCAAGAUCAUCCGCAAGGUCUCCACUCACCUCCGCUCCCUUGUCGAGGGUGCUGUCGCGGAUACCCUCCCCGCAGAGCAAAUCGCCUCGGCACGAACUGCUGGCGACGCCCACGACGAAGUCGUCGAGGAGCGCUUCAAGCCUCUCGAGACAAGUCUCGACGAUGAACUGCGCGAAGGAGGCGAGGAAGUCAACGCCGAGCUCCGUGAGAAGCAGCGCGCCCUGAUCGACUCUCUGCCCUUGGAUAAAUACGAGAUAACAAACGGUAACGCCGGAUGGGAAGAAGCCGAGAAGCAGAUCCGCACCGGUGGCGCCGCAACUGUCAGCGUCAAGUCCUCGAAGCAGAGCAAGCGCAAGAAGGGUGAGACGGCGCGCGAGUUGUACGAUCAGGAGGUUGAGUCGAAGCGUCAGAAGAUUAUUAAGAAGGGGACGGAGGGUAGAAAGAAGAGGUAG
This is a messenger RNA of Aspergillus calidoustus, 3210 nucleotides long. The record is from the annotation of a GenBank genome assembly. Lineage: Eukaryota; Fungi; Ascomycota; Eurotiomycetes; Eurotiales; Aspergillaceae.